Messenger RNA from Portunus trituberculatus (swimming crab), 1256 nucleotides. RefSeq lists its product as uncharacterized. The transcript is spliced from 7 exons. The record is from RefSeq and is a predicted model, not a curated record. NCBI's taxonomy places the organism in Eukaryota, Metazoa, Arthropoda, Malacostraca, Decapoda, Portunidae. Bases 191 to 1201 code for a protein of 336 amino acids.
AAGUCAUUUACGGACAGGAAUUGAAAUAAAAAAAACCCAUAUAUCUAAUCAUUCUAGGAGGCUGAGGAGGACCAGAAGUGAAGUGAAGUGAAGUGACAUGACAUGAGGUGCAAUUUAGAGGCAGCAGCAGCAGCAGUGGCGGGCCAGCGAGGAUGUGAGUGGGUUGUGAAGUGACUGAGGUGACUUGUGAAUGAUGACGGCCAGCAGGAAACACGAAGCCCAUUUUCUUUCGCUAGUUAUUUUAGAAAACGUGAAUGCGGUGGUGGAUGCCAUGGAGGAUUUUGCUGUUUCGCCUUGUCUUGUCACUCUCUCCCUGGCCAGUAUGCUGCAAGGUGCUCAAGGAAACACAACAACACUGACACCGGAAAGAGAGGAUAGAACAUCACCACCACCACUAGCGAGGUCUGGCUACCUGGAUCUGUGUUGUGGCGUGAGUCAGGUGUGUGGCGCCAACCUGGUGUGUGUCUCCUGCCUCUGUCGCUGUAAAAAAAACUACAUUUACAAGAUGACCACGAAGACUUGCGAGGCUCAGUUCAAUGCCACCACCUUCACCACCACCACCAACACCGCCACCAAGAACACCAGCACAGGAAGGAAGGGGCUGCUACCGGGACAGCCGUGUGCCUCCGCCUCGGCCUGUGUCGUGGGACUGGUGUGUCAAAAGUCCAGGUGUAAAUGCCCAGACCCGUGCGUGUACGUGGCGGAGCAGGAGGCGUGUGACUGUGGCCCGGUGGAGGUGAGUCUCGUGUGGCCAGUCAUCAUUGGAGUGUCCGUCGGCCUCGUGAUCAUUGCCUUCUGGUUGUCCUGCAUCGCUGCGUCUAUCAAUAAACACAAGGAUGAGCGCAAUAAGGUGAUGCAGCUACAACAACAUCAACAACCAGUGCCAAGAAUAUCAACACUCGGGGCAGCUUACGGCACUGCCCACCUCAAUGUGCCACCGCCCCCAACACCCUCAGCCACCUCCCCAGGGCCGCCCCUCGCUCCCACGCCCACGCACAAGGCUCUCAGGAUCUCCAGGCAGUCUGUAGCACCCACAAUGCCCACGAUGCCUCUCCAGCCUGUCUUCCGGACAGGAAGGCCCAGAAUUUUGAAGGGGAGACCGACCCCUCUUAUAUAUGGAGCGACGCCCCCCGUUCCGCCAGAUUUUAGUGAAUUGUUUCUUUAUGUUUGUUUAUUCAUAUUUUUUGUUCUAAAGAUAUGAAGAAUUGAAAGGAUACAAGGUGAGAAGAUAGAAGAAAGAAAGAAGGAAGGAAGGA